Messenger RNA from Sphaeroforma arctica JP610, 525 nucleotides. RefSeq lists its product as hypothetical. The transcript has a single exon. The record is from RefSeq and is a predicted model, not a curated record. Lineage: Eukaryota; Ichthyosporea; Ichthyophonida. The annotation marks the transcript as partial.
CUGGGACGACCUUCUUUUGUCGAGAACUGCCUGCGUUUGAUUUUCGAGCUGUGCCAACACCCGCUGAUCAGCCAAGCCACUUUGGCCCAUUUGGAGACCCGCUGGUACUACAAAUGCCAGGUGUGUGGGUACACCGACCUCAUCAGCGGCACACAAUUUGCAUGCUCCUGUGCCUCGGCAGCCCUGGCGCGGCUGGACCAGGAGUCCUUCCUAACGCUAAUGCUUAACCAUGUGGUCGGUAUCAGCCAGAAGAAUCUGUCUCGUGAUAGUAUGUUACGCACACCGACUCAGAGACAGGACAGGGCCUCUGGCGACGAGAGUGUGAGUACACUGUACCAGACCACGUGGCUGCUGAAGAUCGUGGCGAUCUUGCUGCGCACGCGUUGCCAUGGUAACGUGGACGCGAACCAGGGCUUGGCGGGGGGUGGCGACGCUUAUCAAAGUGUUUUGAACACACUCUUGCCAGCCACCCACUUCGGAGAUGACCCUGAGACCGCACCCCAACAGUGGGAUGAGAGGGAUGCG